Molecule: messenger RNA, 1872 nt
Organism: Thlaspi arvense
Lineage: Eukaryota; Viridiplantae; Streptophyta; Magnoliopsida; Brassicales; Brassicaceae
Source: the annotation of a GenBank genome assembly
AUGUUACUAGCAAUAGUCUAUGGAGGUGUCAUGCUGUAUCAAAGAACCACAAUUAAGGCCAAGUGGUAUCACUAUUGCCUCCUUGCUCUCGUUGAUGUGGAGGCGAAUUUUCUCGUGGUGAAGGCGAAUCAGUACACAUCGAUAACGAGUGUGAUGCUACUGGACUGCUGGGCGAUCCCUUGCGUUUUGGUCUUGACUUGGGUUUUCCUGAGAACACAAUACAGAUUGAUGAAGAUCAGUGGUGUGCUUAUCUGUAUUGUUGGUGCCGUCAUGGUAGUUUUCUCUGACGUUCACGCAGGAAGUCUAGCAGGAGGAAGUAAUCCUGUGAAAGGAGAUUUUCUUGUUGUAGCAGGAGCAACCUUAUAUGCUGUGAGUAAUACGAGCGAGGAGUUCCUUGUGAAGAAUGCAAACAGAGUUGAGGUGGUGACCUUUUUGGGAUUUUUCGGCGCCAUUGUUAGUGCUAUUCAGAUAGGUGUACUUGAACGUGGUGAGCUCAAAGCUAUUCACUGGUCAGCUGAUGUUGUUUUUCCUUUUCUUAGAGUCGCGGUCACGUUGUUUCUCUUCUACUCAUUACUCCCGGUUUUACUCAAGACCAAUGGUUCUGCAAUGUUCACCCUCUCAUUACUCACAUCAGACAUGUGGGCGGUUUUGAUCCGAACUUUCGCUUACCACGAGAAGGUGGAUUGGCUCUACUUCUUGGCAUUUGCUACUACAGCUAUUGGACUGGUCAUAUACUCAGUGAAGGAGAAAGAUGAGGAGGAACAAGGAGAUGAACAGAGGAAGCUGUUCGAUGAGGAAGAUGGUGAAACAAUUCCAACGAAGAAGACUCUGAUUGGACUCGGAUUAGGACAGAUCAUCUCUCUUCUCUCUACUUGUAUUGCCUUUGCAUCGUCUCAGAUCGCCAGAAAAGGAAUCAAUGCUCCAACAUCACAGUCGUUCCUGGGAUAUCUGUUACUAGCAAUCGUCUAUGGAGGCAUCAUGUUAUAUCGAAGACCAGCCAUUAAAGCAAAGUGGUAUUACUAUCUCCUCCUUGCUUUAGUUGAUGUGGAGGCGAACUUUCUCGUGGCCAAGGCAUAUCAGAACACAUCGAUAACGAGUGUGAUGCUACUGGACUGCUGGGCGAUCCCUUGUGUUUUGGUCUUGACUUGGGUUUUCCUGAGAACACAAUACAGAUUGAUGAAGAUCAGUGGUGUCCUUAUCUGUAUUGUUGGUGUUGUCAUGGUAGUUUUCUCUGACGUCCAUGCAGGGGAUCGAGCUGUCAUCACAAGACUACAAGUAAACACUCAGAAGAUUUUAUCAGGAGGAAGUAAUUCUGUGAAGGGAGAUUUGCUUGUGAUAGGUGGAGCAACCUUAUAUGCUGUCAGUAAUACCAGCGAGGAGUUCCUUGUGACCAAUGCAGACAGAAUUGAGCUCAUGUCCUUUAUGGGUCUUUUCGGCGCAAUUAUUGGUGCUAUUCAGAUAAGCAUACUUGAACGUGGUGCGCUCAAAGCUAUUCACUGGUCAACUGAGACUGUUUUACCUUACCUUGGAAUCGCACUUGCGAUGUUUCUCUUCUAUUCAUUACUCACAGUCUUACUCAAGACCAAUGGCUCAGCAAUGUUCACCCUCUCGUUGCUUACAUCAGACAUGUGGGCGGUUUUGAUCCGAACUUUCGCUUACCACGAGAAGGUGGAUUGGCUCUACUUCUUGGCAUUUGCUACUACAGCUAUUGGACUGAUCAUAUACUCAAUGAAGGAGAAAGACCAAGAGGAACAAAGAAAUGUAGAAGUGGUAGACGUGGAGGCUGAGCAGAGGAAUCUGUUCGAUGAGGAUGGUGAGCCGCUUCGUGGCAGCCUUAUAGGUGCUUCCACCAGAACACUAAUCAAAGCCUGA